Molecule: messenger RNA, 1236 nt
Organism: Cetraspora pellucida
Lineage: Eukaryota; Fungi; Glomeromycota; Glomeromycetes; Diversisporales; Gigasporaceae
Source: the annotation of a GenBank genome assembly
AAAUAUUUUAAGUCCCCAGAAUCAGAGGAUGAAGAUAAUAAUAAUGAUACAACAGACAUUAAAUAUGUUCAAAAAAGAAAGCGUAAACAAGCUUCCAAGCUACCAUCACUGCCUUCCAAUUUUGAACCACUGGUUCAUCAAAGUCCAUUGCAUUAUGCGAGUGUUAGGUUACCACCACAUAUCAAUGUUGUGAAAGGUGCUAGAACUAUUGGUAGAUGCUGGAAAAACUUGACCUGUAAGGAGUUUUUUGUGUGGGUUGCCCUUGUAGUUUAUCAGAGACUUUUUAAGCUUCUGUCUCUCGGCCAGUACUGGAAUAAGGAUCCAAAACUUCCUGUCCACCAUAUAUCAAAACAAAUAUCAUUGAAGCACUUUGAGUUGAUCAAAAGGUUUCUGCACAUUUCUCCCCUUGCCCAUGCAUUAACACUUAAACAUUAUUUUGAAAAAUUAGAACUAUUACUUUCAAGCAUUCAUGAUGCUUCAAAACAAUAUUACAUCCUGAGUUCAACCAUUUCAGUAGACAAAAUAAUGAUCAGAUUUUCAAGAAGAAGUGUUCACACAGUCCAAAUAAAAAGUAAGCCCAUUUCAAAAGGUUUUAAGAUUUUUUCAUUAUGCGAAGCUGGAUACACCUACACUUUUUUACCAUCAUUACGUGUUUUACCAAAUAAUGUGACAAACAUGGAUGGUCUUAAUCAAACUAGAUCUUUGGUUCUUCAUCUUGUUAGGCAACUUCCAUACUUGCAGUUCCCCUAUGAUAUAUAUAUGGAUAAUUACUUUACAUUCAGGUUUCCAAAAAAAUUAAAAAUCGAUAAAGAUAUUAAAUUUGAUUGGGAUAUUCGUUCAGGUAUUGAAGUUGAUAGCGAAAGACGAAGACCAAGAGAAACAAGUACCAAUAUGAUGAAGGUACAUGCAGUUUUUAGAUCUGAUCCAAAAAAAAAUUUGAAAAUACCAAAGGUAAUUGAUGACUACAACCACCAUAUGAAUGAUAUUGCUAAUAUUAAUGCAUAUCUUAUCACAAGAAAUUUAGAAUCUAUGCAAGGGCAUAAACAAUUUCAUAAUAAUCUUGUUUGGGGUCUUAUUGACUUUGCAAAUAAUGGUAGCAAAGUUCAAUUAAGAGAUUAUUCAAAAGAAAAAAAAUUGCAAUCAAAUUCAAAAGAAAAAAAGAAACCAUCAAAGGUCACAAAGCAUUUUAAACUCUCAGAUCAUCGUUUGGCACUGAGAAAUCACCUUGCAGUGUAG